Acanthamoeba castellanii str. Neff is the source of this 2166-nucleotide messenger RNA. Its product is annotated as SH3 domain containing protein. Lineage: Eukaryota; Discosea; Longamoebia; Acanthamoebidae. Bases 1 to 2166 code for a protein of 721 amino acids. The transcript has 16 exons. The record is from RefSeq and is a predicted model, not a curated record. Gene Ontology annotation, molecular function: protein binding.
AUGCCGUGGAAAGCGACGGCGGUAUGGGCCUACCAGGCCAAGGAGGAGGGCGAGCUCAGCUUCGACGUGGGCGACGAGAUCAUCAUCCUCGAGGAACGACGAAAUGGAUGGUGGAAGGGAAAGCGAGGAGGCGAGAUCGGCGAGUUCCCAGUCAACUACUGCGACGUAGAAGGAGGCGCCGGUGGCGUGAGCUCGACCACAUCGCAAUCAGCCGAGCCGGUGGUCAAGAUUGACCAGGAGAAGAUCUCGGGCGGUAUCCUGGCCCUACAACGCAAGUGCGGCUUCCGCUACGGUAGCGGCGACGACGACGAGGAGGGCGGCAGCUCGUCGCCGCGAGGUCUCACCAGCUUCGAAGAGCUACAACAAAAACUGGGCAUCCAAGCAUUCAACCCGCUGGAGGGUUUGCUGAAGGACGUGGCCCCAGCAGCCACCAGCUCUUCCUCCUCGAAGUUGAUGAAGGCCUCCUCGACCGACCUGGACCUCUCGUUGACCGACGAUGACGACGAGGUGCAGCAGGACGACGACGAGCCGGACACCUCGCUGGAGAUGUCGCGGGACUACCUCCUGAGCUCCCAGGAGGUGUGGCUCUCCCCGCGCUCCCCCACGGCGGUCUCCCCGCGAUCCCCUGCAGUCUCCCCGCGAGACGUUUCCGAGACGCAGCCAAGCGCGGGCGACGAUGAGGGCAGGCGGGCGAAGAGGGACACGGCGACCGCCACGCCGAGCAGCGACCGACAGCACAGCAGCAGCAGCAGCGGCAAGAGGGGGUCGAUCAUCCGAGGCAGGAAGGGCUCCUCGUCGGAGCUGUCGCGCGCACAAAAGGCCGGCAAGUCGAGGCGCGACACGGUUGCCGCCCCCGCGAGCAGCACAGCCGCAGCCGCAGCCGCAGCCGCAGCCGCGGGGAGUGAUGGGAAGGCGCGCAAGUCGGACAAGGACAAGGCUUUUGGCUCGGCGAGUGGCAUGGGACGCCGCUCCAUGUCCGAUUUCCGGCUCAGCCGUGCCGACAGCAAGUUGGACAAGUCGAAGCGCAAGAAGAAGGAAGAAGCCAGCGCACCGCCAGCCGCAGCACCCGACUCGGGGGAGGUCACUUCGCUUUCGCGCUCCCUUCGCUUCGCCCUCCCCGACAUCGCCAUUGACAACUCGGAAGAGGAGGCGGGGCCGGUCGAGGCCAGCAAGCCCGGGACGCCCAAGGGCGGGCAGCACGGGCAGAGCGGUCGUGUGCGACACCGGAAAUCCAAAUCGCAAGCCACGGCCUCCUGGUUCAUCGAAGCGACGUUGGGAAAGGCUGCGGAGAGCAAGACGGAGGAAGAGGGCGCAGGGAUCAGCCUGCGCGAACUGAUGAGCGGCCGGCGCAACAGCGAAACCGCCGCUAGCACGGUGAUGGCCGUGACCUCUGCGCCAGACCGCAAGGCGCGGGAGGAAACGGGGGAGAUGCGAUCAGGCAGCCCGGUUCCGAGGAGCGCGCAACUCAGCAAACCUCAGACGGCAUCCAAGGUCUCCAAGCGGUGGGCCAAGAAGCUGACCCAGUUGGGCGGGCGAGCCGAUGCGCUGCAGCAGGUGCAGCGGCUGCUGUUGGCCCAAUCGCACGGCUCUGGCAGUCCCAUCUUCGGCAAGGCCCUCCGCGACAUCAUCCACGACCUCGAAAUCGCCCAAAAGAACGAAGACACCGAAUGUAUCGUUACGAUCUUUGCGAUGAUGAUCGUGCUGCAAGAGGCCUACCAGAAGCAGAAGGACUCGGAGCUCGAGCUGGCCAACCGGAAGCGGGCCGAGAGCGACAGGGAGCUGGCCGAGGAGCGGAGCAAGAACCAGAGCCUGGCCAAGCAGGAGCGGGACCUGCUCAAGCUGCUCCAGCAGACGCAGGAGAAGGUGGUCGAGAAGAGCAAGUCCUCCUCGCGCGCCGAGAACAACAAGCAGAACUACAAGCAGAAGCUCGACGAGGAGGAGGAACGACGGCAGGUCCUGGAAAAGGAGCUCAAGAAGCAGAAGCAGAAGGCCAAGGACUCCGAGAAGGAGAUCGCUCGGCUGGAGAGCGAGCUGGCCAAGGCCAAGGGGAAGGAGCCCAAGCGGAAGGGCAGCGCGCGGGCAGCGCAGAGGCUCUCGCGGGCAGUACCUGCAGGACUUUCGCUAAACGAUUGGGACCUGGGCGACGACUCGAAUCCCGCUGACUGA